AUGCGCACAGAGGAGGCGCCGCCGCCGCCGCCGCCGCCACCUGCGCCAGGUGGCUCCCCGCCCCAGUCCACCUGCCCGAGGGACUACCUGGCGCAGCUCCGGCGGGGCUCUUGCACUUGGACGCGCCGGCAGGAGGACAUGGCGGGGCCGCUGCCACCUCGCGGGAUGCUCCUCGGCCUCUUGCUGGCCUGCGUCGUAAAAGAGACCAGCGCUCAAAAUGUGUUAUGUGGGGUGCCCGCCCUGGGGCGGAUCGUGGGCGGCACAGAUGCCCAGAGCGGACAGUGGCCCUGGCAGGUUAGCCUUAAUAUCCACGGAACGCAUCAUGUCUGUGGAGGCACCCUCAUCACCCCUGAGUGGGUGAUCACGGCAGCCCACUGCUUUCCCAGCGUGAACCCGAAGGAGAUUUACGACGUGACCCUGGGGGCCUUCCAGCUCAAAAACCCCACGCAGGAGAUGGUAGUGAGGCAGGUGGAGAGGGUCAUCAAACAUCCCGACUAUGUGGAAAACGAAGGGUCUAAAGGGGACAUCGCCCUGGUGAAGCUCAAGCAGCCGGUCGCGUACAGCCGCACCGUCCGGCCCAUCUGCCUUCCCGCCUCUUCUGUCAGCUUCCCCGUCGGCAUGAAGUGCACCGUCACUGGCUGGGGCAAUGUGCUCACAUCUACCAGCCUCCCUUCACCCAAGACCCUGCAGCAGCUAGACGUGCCCAUUCUUGGGACCGACACCUGCCGCUGCCUGUACAGUUUGAACCCUGAUCCUGAGGACCCCCACAUCAUCCACAAUGACAUGAUGUGCGCUGGCCAUGCUGAGGGCAGGAAGGAUGCCUGUCAGGGUGACUCCGGAGGACCCCUGUCCUGCCGCGUAGGCAACGCCUGGCUCCUGGCCGGGGUUGUAAGCUGGGGAGAUGCAUGCGGGGCCCCCAACAGGCCUGGUGUCUAUAUUCGCACCUCGAACUAUGCUGCCUGGAUUAAGAAGAACAUCCCAGAGAUGGAGUUCAGCCAAGCGACUGUCGAUAUGGCGCCCGUGUCCGAGGAGGGCAUGUGCCCCAAUGUUACAGCUGGCCGGCCAGGCCGUUACGAUGAGAUGCAGCCUCAGCCAGGCUGGGCCCGUCCAAUCACCCCUAGACCACCUUCCUCGGAAAACACCGCCUCCUGGGCCCGCCCGGCCAACCUGCCCGUCCUUUUCCUCCUUCUCCUGAGCCUCUGUUACCUCCUAUAAAUUGCACUUCAUAUCUGGGUGACUCCGGGGGACCCUUGUCUUGCCGUGUUAGCGAUACCUGGCUGCUGGCU
This is a messenger RNA of Euleptes europaea (tarantolino), 1286 nucleotides long. RefSeq names its product serine protease 8 (gene PRSS8). Lineage: Eukaryota; Metazoa; Chordata; Lepidosauria; Squamata; Sphaerodactylidae. The transcript has 8 exons. Gene Ontology annotation, biological process: proteolysis. The coding region runs from base 1 to 1215 and encodes 404 amino acids. Gene Ontology annotation, molecular function: serine-type endopeptidase activity. The record is from RefSeq and is a predicted model, not a curated record.